AUUUUGUAACAUUAGUUGGUUAGUUUUAGUUUUAAUUAAUUUUGUGAUUAAAAUGUAAAUAUAAAAUAGAAAUUUACAUACAGUAAUUGAUUUAUUUAGCGCAUAACAAUAUUUUAAUGGAAAUAUAAAUUCGGAUGUAGCUGACGAAAGAAGCAGCUAGCUAGCAUGUCAAUCGAGCAGGUAGGCGUCGACGCAUCCGACUGAUGCAUUGUGGGUAUUGGUGUUCAUGUCUUCUCAGCAUUGUCGUCCGUAUUCAGCCACGUGACAUGACAAACCAACGAUGGCAGGUAGUUUUUUUAUGUCAAGUUAUGCGGAACUUGUAGGUCCUGAUUGACGUGUGUUUGAUGUGGCUUCCUUUUCGCUCCACAUUCAGCCCACUCGGGGCUCGGAGGAGAGAAAGGCGGAUGUCAAAAAGUGUUCAAAGUUGUGUUGCCAGACCCACAACAAGUGCAGCCGCGUUUAUGGACAUCCCUUAAUACUUGAGUGUUUUAAUGUUUUUUGACGUCUUCUCUCAGUCUUCGCUUGCCAGACAUGAAGUUUAACGGCCAUAUUAACCUGCGAAUCGGAGAGGCGGUGGACUUGAAACCGACCACUUUCUCACGGCGCCACUCCAUGAUUUUCCUAAAGAACGCUCCCGCCCUGGACCCUUACAUCGUCCUCAAGGUGGACGACGCCAAAGUGGGACAGACUCUCACUAAACAGAAAACCAACACGCCGACCUACAACGAGGACUUCGCCUUCUUGGUGAGAAACGGUCAACACAUGGAGGUGGCCGUCUUCAACGAAACCCCCAUCGGAUAUGAUGACUUUGUGGCCAAUUGCACCAUCCGCUUCGAGGACCUCAUGAAGACCUCCAACACGGGGGAGGUCUUCGAGGGAUGGAUGGAAUUGGAGCCCGAAGGCAAGAUUUACGUCUUCAUUCGUCUCAAUGGAUCCUUCAUUGAUGAUGAGGCCACGGAGAAGCAGAAGAACCACAAAGAGUUCACCAGGAACCGCCACGGGGCCGUGAGACGGAAAGUCCACCAGAUCAACGGGCACAAGUUCAUGUCAACUUUUCUUCGUCAGCCCACCUUCUGUUUCCACUGCAAAGACUUCAUCUGGGGUGUUUUUGGAAAGCAGGGCUACCAGUGCCAAGUUUGUACGUGUGUGGUUCACAAACGCUGCCACCAACAGGUUGUCACGGUGUGUCCACGCAUGAGGAAGGCACAGCCUGCGUGCCCUGGAUUCAGCAUCAACAUCCCCCACCAGUUCAGCAUUCACAAUUACAAGUCGCCUACUUUCUGCAACCACUGCGGAUCGCUGCUGUGGGGUUUUGUCAAGCAGGGUUUGCACUGCAAAGUCUGUAAAAUGAAUGUUCACAUCCGAUGCGAAGGCAACGUGGCGCAGAACUGCGGAGUCGACAGCGUUGAACUGGCCAAAAUUUUGACAGAGAUGGGCGUGCAGCCCCGAGAACUCUCCCAAAAUACUCCAUUAAAUCCUGUUGUUGGUCGCAUAAAAAAGGCCUCAGAAAGAAGGAAGAGUGUAAAGUCUCGGCCGGAGAUCCCUCAUUUUUCCAUCUCAGAUUUCACAUUUCUUCAAGUGCUCGGCAAAGGCAGCUUUGGGAAGGUGAUGCUUGCAAAGCUAAACAAGAAUGAUCGAGUUUUUGCAGUCAAGGUGCUGAAAAAGGACAUCAUCAUUCAAGAUGAUGAUGUGGAGUGUACCAUGACUGAAAAGAGGGUCCUGUCCCUCGCCAGCUGUCACCCAUACCUUACACAGUUGUACUGCUGCUUCCAGACCUUGGACCGUCUCUUCUUUGUAAUGGAGUUUGUAAGUGGUGGGGAUCUGAUGUUCCACAUCCAGAAGUCCAGGAGAUUCGAAGAACCCCGGGCGUGUUUCUACACGGCGGAGAUCACUUCAGCGCUCAUGUUCCUGCACGGCAAAGGCAUCAUCUACCGUGAUCUCAAGCUAGACAACAUUCUCCUCGACAAGGACGGCCACUGCAAGCUGGCUGACUUUGGCAUGUGCAAAGAAGGCAUCUUUGACGGCAUCGGAGCCAGAACUUUCUGUGGCACCCCUGACUACAUUGCCCCUGAGAUCCUCCAGGAGAUGCUGUAUGGACCGUCUGUUGAUUGGUGGGCGCUGGGUGUGCUGCUGUACGAGAUGCUGCAGGGCCACGCGCCCUUUGAAGCCGAAAAUGAAGACGACCUCUUCGAGGCGAUCCUCAAGGAAGAGAUUUCGUAUUCACCCUGGCUCAGCGAGGAGUCCGUCAGCGUCCUUAAAGCCUUGCUGACCAAAAACCCAAGCCGGCGCCUCGGUUGCGUGGAAUCAGAAGGCGGAGAAAGUGCUGUGACCAGCCAUCCCUUUUUCCGGAACAUCGACUGGGAGAAGCUCAAUCGCAGGGAUAUGGAGCCACCGUUCAAGCCCAAAAUAAAAACACCGGAGGACGUCAACAAUUUUGACCCGGACUUCACGAGGGAAGAGCCCACCCUCACACCCAUUGACAACCCUCACAUUGCUGCCAUCAGUCAGGAGGAGUUUGAAGACUUUUCAUUCACUUCGUCUGAGAUGCAGGAGACUUAGGUCUAUGUGGGAGGCGGGCUUAGUGGCCGCAGUAUGACUGACAUUCCUCAGAGACGUGCGAGUGGAGUCGAACGCGUGUUUGUCAAGAAAUACGACUGGACAAACAAAUCCAUCGAGCUUUUUAUGUAAAGUUUGGAUUUGUGGAUACAUUUUUGGACCAACUAGUUCUUCAGUUUUUCCCCACUGUUGAAUGAGCUUGCAGUUUUACGGUUGAUGUUGGAUGGUAUGAGUGUGUAGUGUUUCCAUUUUGACUGGAAUGCCAGAAAUUCCCAGAAAGCUUCCAGUUUGAAUCCCGGAACAGCUGACUAGUGGUGUGUGUGUGUCAUCAUUUCUCAUCCAAUAUGCAAAUAAAAGUCACUUCAACCUAAUGUAAAUAUGACUAUUCAAUGUGUUGAUAUGACUGCAAUCAACCCGCCUCCCAGCCGAAGCCAGCUAGGGUAGGCUCUGUAUUUUUUUGUUGAACGAGUAUCUUCUGUCAGACCAACAUGCCAAAGGACUGUAAGAUGUGUUUUGAAAUGCAUUAAUAAUUUUCUGUCAUUUUUUUUUAUUUCUAAAAAGUGUACAGGCGUAUUCAAUAGGGUUGGGUCCUCCAUGACGCCCCGAAAACUGAAUUUCUUGAGUUGGCGGAGUAGUCUGCAUGGAGCCUAUUGUAUGCUGGAGCCUAUCCCAGCUGUCUUUGGGCGAGAGGCGGGGUACACCCUGGACUGGUGGCCAGCCAAUCACAGGGCACAUAUAGACAAACAACCAUUCACACUCACAUUCAUACCUAUGGACAAUUUGGAGUCGCCAAUUAACCUAGCAUGUUUUUGGAAUGUGGGAGGAAACCGGAAUUCCCGGACGGGGAGAACAUGCAAACUCCACACAGAGAUGUCCGAGGGUGGAAUUGAACCCUCGUCUCCUAGCUGUGAGGUCUGCGCGCUAACCACUCGACCGCCCUAUUAAACAUUCAUUCAUUCAUUCAUUUUCUACCGCUUUUCCUCACGAAGGUCGCGGGAGUGCUGGAGCCUAUCCCAGCUGUCUUCGGGCGAGAGGCGGGGUACACCCUGGACUGGUGGCCAGCCAAUCACAGGACACAUAUAGACAAACAACCAUUCACACUCACAUUCAUACCUAUGGCCAAUUUGGAGUCGCUAAUUAACCUAGCAUGUUUUUGGAAUGUGGGAGGAAACCGGAGUACCCGGAGAAAACCCACGCAUGCACGGGGAGAACAUGCAAGAUGGCCGUGGGUGGAAUUGAACCCUGGUCUCCUAGCUGUGAGGUCUGCGCGCUAACCACUAGACCGCCGCGCCGUAUGAAGUAUUUAUUUUGCUUUUAACAGAAUUUUUCUUUAUUUUCCCAAGCUGCUGUGUCUCCCUCUUCCAGCACAUCCAAUGGGAAGCUGACCU
Molecule: messenger RNA, 3944 nt
Organism: Doryrhamphus excisus (bluestripe pipefish)
Lineage: Eukaryota; Metazoa; Chordata; Actinopteri; Syngnathiformes; Syngnathidae
Gene: prkcha
Product: protein kinase C, eta, a
Biological process (GO): protein phosphorylation
Molecular function (GO): ATP binding; diacylglycerol-dependent serine/threonine kinase activity
Source: RefSeq, a predicted model, not a curated record